GCGUCUUCAACUAUCGACGCUGACAGCGAGAUCAUUCGGCUAUGGGAUCAGCACGAGAAGAAAGAGGUGGAGAAGGAAAUCCUUCAGACCAUCGGGGAGGUGGACAUAAUCAAGCAGAACUUGAAGACGACGAAGACUCGCCCAGAAAUAGAGUCUAAGUAUGUGCUUGCGGCUGAGCUGAUGUCUGGUAGGAUCCCUUCACCGGAAGAGAUUCUUGAAGAGUCUCGCCGCGCGUACUACAUAGGGAAGGAAGAUGGUCGCCGCCCUGUGCUGAUACUUGACAGAGUAAUGGUCAUGCUUGCCCGCUGGGAUACACCUGCUUCGCCGCCCGAGGGAUGGACUUCGGAUGAGAUUCGGGAGUUCGUCAUACAGCAUGACCUCUCCGCACUUGUUGAUACAGGUGAUCUCUCCGGCCCCGGUUUUGAUUUAGUUGGGUCUCUCUCAGUUCUAGACUCACAGGGUCCUGAGUGGUCAGACCUGGCUAACUCUAUUCGUAAGGAGCUCGGUUCAACCGGGGCACAGCUUCGGCAGCGUUUCGACAUGUGUCACGGAAGCAUCUGCAACGCAACACUCGCGGUAGCCGACGGCCCACGAGUGACUCUGCCGCAUCGUUUGUUUCCCCACCGUGUAGCAGGUUUUACCGGGUCAAGUAGUGACCUGGAUCCAUAUGUAGUGCUGACUAAGUUUCUUGUCCGUGACAUGGUCACUGGUCGUUACCAUGUCACCCCGCCCCAGUGUCUCUACAACAUGAAGCCAUGGUGUAGAAACAAAGGCCAAAGUGGAUGCGUCGACAACCUUGGAGUCGCUUGGGGCAACCGCGACAUUAGUCUUGGCAGGAUGAGAUCGCUAGGGACUCGCAUAGAGUUUGACAUAGGUGGCACUACAGUCCAGAUUAGCAAACUAAUCACCUUCGGAGAGAGACUAUCUACUUUUGGUAGCAUCAGCCAGAGCAGUUCUUUCUUUGCUUUACAAGCAAAGAAAGACCCAGAAACAACAGACAGCAUCUCGUUAAAGAUAGGAGAGACUGUGACUAUCUCGGUACCCCUACCGUUUAUGAUAGGACUCGACGUCUUACUGUUCCUCCACAAGCGUGACAGCGACCGUGGCCUGAUUCUUACGAAAGACGGCAUAGAGGCGCCGAUAGUUACCGUAGUGACGUCCUCUCGUCGUUUAGUUUUACAAGUAGAAGCUACCAAGCCCUGUAGAAUCACCCAGAGGGGGGUAGAUGUCAUGUGCAAGCUUUUGCGCUGCAAGACACUCUCGCAGAAAAAGUCCAACUUGCCAGUCUUGACGCGUGCCGAUGUCUUGCGAGCAGGGCCAGAAACUGGCCUGAAACUGCUCGACGCUGAAGAGUCAGCUCAAGACAAGGGUGGGGAUGAGCCCAAAGCAUCGCCCAGUGCCCCGACGGCACCGGGUGAGCCCGUUGCAACAUUCAGUGCUGCAAUAAAUGCGCCACCGGUGACUCCGGAUCUCCUCAAGGGUGCCGCAGAGGAGCACGAAGAGUUCCAAAAGAGAUUUAGUGAGAACGAUGAGGGCUCCCCCGCGUUCCUCGCUGAUCUCUACAUACAGCUCCUCACUUACGUAGACAUGAGCGUCAUUCUCAAAGCCGCUGAGGAUAGCAAGACUCUUAGCGCGGACGACUUGAUCCAUAUGGUAGAAGUUUUCUGCUUUAUGAUUACAGUCCAGUAUGGACAUAGAACGCACAGUCGUGAAGGGCAUAGUCUCAGUACAUACAAGUGUAAUGAGUUUGGUGUAGAACUACUUAACUUCGGCAUGAGACCGCGGGAGCAGCCGAAGCGAAUGCGACACACGCAAGACGAAAACUUUAUGUCUGAUCUACUAGCACAACAGGCAGUCAUAAUGCAGAUUCUAGAGAAGUACGACAUUCAAAAGCAUGGGCCACUUCGCUACGUUUCUAACUCUAUGCGAGCCAAUAGGGCAAACAAAAAGGGAGGUCGACUGGUCUUUAUAUACUUAGGCCCAAACGACAUCGCCAUAGAUGUCUACUGCUAUUCAAUCAUAGCAGGGGAAGUGUUAGACUUUCUCUUUGAUUCCACUUGCAGGGCCAUGAUCGCAGACGACAUUAGGCAGGCUUUCUAUGGCAUUCGUGUCACAGAUGAGCUGGCUUCGUGGUUAGCAAUCAUGAUCGGCUCGGCAAUUUAUGUGCCGCGCCGGGCAUGCUUGGGGUUUAAGCCUUGGCCAGGGGUUUUCAUGCAGGUUGUUGCAUCGUUCGCAGCAUUACGCUGUGGGGAAUCGGCAGCAGAGGACUUCCGAAAGGAGUUCACUCCGCUUGCGCAAGGGGUUUCGUUAGGGUCUUUGCAUGUUUUUCGUGACGUAAACCUCUCUUGGAAGAGCAUGCAAGCGCAACAGGCUGAACAAGCUUAGCCAAAAUUCGUUUGCUCUGCGUACUCGUUGAAAAAUAAAACUUGUUCGUUACUAUGACUCAGUGUCUACCCCUCGUCUAGAUAUUGUUUAUCAAUUCCCAUCCCCACCCUAUAUGAUAUCGCAUCCAACUACUUUCGUGUUCAAUUAUCAAGUCAGCUCAAGCUUUUCGUUUGGCAAUAUAUUAGUUCGUUAGGCACGUAAGAUAAGUGCCAAAUUCUGGCUGAAGUGUACAUGCUGCAAGCAUGAACAGAACACAAGAAAAACGCUGUUAGCAACAAGCACACCAGCAGCGGACCCGAGGGCGACACGUUAAGAGUGUGGCCGCUCAAUGACAAGCAACUUACGGACCAUGUACUCUGAGAAACUAGCUUCAGUAUCUAUAGUCGAAGGAAGUACUGCCUUGAAGUUUGAUAGAUCAUCUACUUAGUUGGUUGUGAUAGUUUUAUAUCUUUUCCGAGCAGUGGCACCGCGGUGAGCAUCUGGCGCGACGCCAGAAUAUACAUAUAUCGCAUGUUCCGGCAAAUAUAACCUGAAGAAGGAAUAUACACUAUAUUACUGGUGACGCAGCACAGAGCAUUUUUCGCAAAGAUGGAAGUGGAGACAGUGGAACUGGAGCAAAGAUGGAACUGGAAUGGGAAUUCAUUGGAAUGGGAACUGGAGGGGUUUUGGAUCGGGAUUUGGAGGGAAGGGCGAAGUUCAUGGUCAUGGAUCAACCAACGAAGGAAGACAUGGGCUAACGCUAACCAGCAUAGCAGCAAAGUCGGGGCAGCACUUGACGUGAGUGCCGGAUGACUCCUGGAAGGCGUUGUGUUGUGGGGGCUCCCUGCUGUGGCUAUCUCCGCUCUAGUCUGUUUCAAGCAGUCUUUUUCUUUUUUCCGCUAUAGUCCUAUCUUUCGCAACCUUCAAAUAAAAGUGCUCUUUUUCGCAAGUUUUUUCUAUCGUUUAUCUUUCGUACCGUCCUGCUAAAUAGUUGAAGUAGAUCCUGCUGCGCCGCGAUUAGUAUCUGUCUUAUAUAUUUGUGCUUGAUUUGUUUUCGUAUCUAUGUUUUAUUUAAUUAAUUUCAGCAUCAUCACUCACUUUUUCAAUAACUUGCUUGAUCUAGUUUGACUCCUUUUCGCUCUAUUUUUGUGUUUGACUACUUAUCAUUAUUUUUCGUUGGAUGUUGAAUGUGUAGUAUAGUUCCCUUUCAGCACGUAUUUUUUGAGUUGUGUUGAUGUCAUGUCGCAUCUAGUUUAAGGUCGUAAGUUUGCUUAGCCUUAGGAGGCACGUCCUCAGCUAUCGCGCGUGCGUUAUAGUUGGUUUUUUGCACGACGCGGGUUGUCGUUGUUUGACCUUAAGAAGACGGUGGAUCCGCGCUGUGGGUCUUAGUCUCGAGGGUGUAAGAAAGGGUAGACAAGAAGCGAAGCCUUCGCGAAGAACGUAAAGUAAGCCAAAAGUGUCAGGAAACACUAGACAGCGGCUGAGGCGUUUAUGGUAGAAGUCUACUGGUAAGACCAUUGCGGGGUGGCGUUUGCUGGUAAGCCCAGAGCGGGGAUCUGGCGUUUGAGGUUGGGGGCACUCGGAAGGUGAACUGCGAUGAAGGCGCAGUAGCGGCGCCUCGUGAUGGCUAUGGUGGAUCUAUACUGUAUCGCCGAUGUUGCAUUUUUUAAGUAACUCACCGUGGGCAGCAGGUAGUUUAGUUCCUAGCUUCUGUUCGACGUAUUUUCGUACUUUCGACCUUCCCUUGUGUUUUAGUUAGCUUGUCGUAGCGUCUUGCAGUUACUUAGUUGUAGACUAGUCUUUUUUUUCAGUUUUCAGUGCAGCUUUCAAGGCUUAGAGCGGGGUGGUCCAUCAGCGUUGGGCAGCUGCUGCGGCAUGAUACCCGAGGGACGGGGAUCCAGCAGCAGCCCAAAGAAGAUCAAGGAGAGAAGUUUUGUCUGUGUCAAAAAGGUCUAUUUCUAGUAGGAACCGAUAACCCGGAACAGCUUGAAAAAGCAAAGAACUUUGACAAUUUCGGUUGGAUCUUCAAUGCACAUUGAGGGCAUUACAUUUGUGAACUUGAACAAGCAAAGCAGCUGUUGACCUGCUACAUGAUAAAAGAAAAUCUUUGAACAGCCACACUAGGGCCAUUGGAUGGCGAGAGAAGCACGAUUUUGAGCCCGUUUGGGCAGUUGAAGCCCAAAGUGGCACUUUUCACACAAGAAGUAACUCAACAACUCGAAUCCAAAAGCAUGGGCGUUCUUCACGUUACGCCGGUGCUCUCCCUCCGGCAUGCUAGGGGCAGCGUGCUCGAGAUCCGAUCA
Molecule: messenger RNA, 4667 nt
Organism: Amoebophrya sp. A25
Lineage: Eukaryota; Dinophyceae; Syndiniales; Amoebophryaceae
Source: the annotation of a GenBank genome assembly